Elaeis guineensis (African oil palm) is the source of this 1990-nucleotide messenger RNA. NCBI's taxonomy places the organism in Eukaryota, Viridiplantae, Streptophyta, Magnoliopsida, Arecales, Arecaceae. The record is from RefSeq and is a predicted model, not a curated record.
CGUCGAUGCAAAGGAGAGCGAGACGAUUUACAAGGCUUCUGUACGAACCAGGGCGCAGGGUCUCCACUCGCCCCCUCUCUGUCGUUCUCGUGGGCGCUUUCGGACCGCUCUACAGCCGAUUAAGAUCUCGUUCUCUUUCUUCUCUGUUCUCGAUUACUUUACGGAACGAUCUAUAGCCGAUUAAGAUCUCGUUAACUUCUCUUGAUUCCUUCCCGCUCCGUGAUAGAGGGCCGACAUGGCGACGGCUUCAGUUGUGGGGCAAUGACUCAUGAUAAGAAGUCAUGCAUGGAGCGACCACGGAAGGUGGGAGCGAAGUGGACUAGCAUGCAUAUAGGGCCAGAUGAGAAAGUGGAGACAUUUGAACUUGAUUAUGAUGGAAAACGUGACCGUUGGAAUGGCUAUGAUCCAUCAACUUAUGCUCGUGUAAUUGAGCAAUAUGAAGCUAGGGAGGAAGCGAGGCGGAAAUAUCUGAAAGAACAGCAACUGAAAAAGUUGGAGGAGAAAAACAACAAUCAGAAUGGUGAAGGUGCAGUUAGUGAUGAGGAUGAUGAUGAAGAUGAGCUAAAGGUAGAUGAGGCAAAGGUUGAUGAGAGCAAGCAGAUGGACUUUGCAAAAGUGGAGAAGCGUGUACGCACCACAGGUGGUGGAAGCACUGGAACAGUGAGGAAUUUGCGUAUUAGGGAGGAUACUGCAAAAUACCUUUUGAAUCUAGAUGUCAAUUCUGCCCACUAUGAUCCAAAAACCCGUUCCAUGCGCGAGGAUCCUUCACCAGAUGCUGAUCCAAAUGAGAAGUUCUAUGGAGGUGAUAACCAAAACAGAGUUAGUGGUCAAGCACUCGAGUUCAAGCAGCUGAAUAUGCAUGCUUGGGAAGCUUUUGAGAAAGGGCAGGAUAUCCACCUGCAGGCUGCCCCCUCUCAAGCAGAAUUACUUUUUCAGAAUUAUAAGAUUAUUAAAGAGAAGUUGAAAUCAAAAACGAAGGAUACCAUUAUGGAGAAAUAUGGAAAUGCGGCAUCUGAAGAGGCACUUCCAAGGGAACUUCUUCUUGGGCAAAGUGAGAGAGAGAUUGAGUAUGAUCGUGCUGGUCGGAUAAUAAAGGGCCAGGAGACCUUACUGCCAAGAAGCAAGUACGAAGAAGAUGUAUUCAUAAAUAACCAUACUACUGUUUGGGGUUCAUGGUGGAAGGAUCACCAGUGGGGCUACAAAUGCUGCAAACAGACUAUUCGAAACAGCUACUGCACGGGGUCAGCUGGAAUUGAGGCUGCUGAAGCUGCUGCAGAACUGAUGAAAACAAACAUUGCUCGUAAGGAGGCCGCAGAAGAGAAACCCGUGCAGCAUGAGGAGAAGCGGCUUGCUCCUUGGGGAAGUGAUGUUCCUGAUGACCUGGUUCUUGAUAAAAAAUUGCUUGCAGAAGCUCUGAAGAAGGAGGAUGAAAGAAAGAAGGAAGAAAGGGAUGAAAGAAAGCGGAAAUAUAAUGUGAAAUGGAACGAUGAUGUCACUCCGGAAGAAAUGGAAGCCUACCGAAUGAAGAAGAUCCAUCAUGAUGAUCCAAUGAAAGAUUUCCUUCACUAAUUCCUGAUUGGUGUAUAUAACCACUGGAGUCAUGAAACUGGGGAGGCUGUUGGAUGAGCAACAAUUCUCCUGGAUGCCUUUCUGUUGGAGGGCUGGGUGUUCAGUUUGUAAAUUUUAGACUUCUGCAGAUGUGAUAAUUGUGGAGGUCCCUUUCGUUUUCUUCGGUACUGGUUGUCCUUCGGUACUGGUUGUCCUUGAGGAAACAACGCUAUAGUUGUUUGCUGCAUAGGCUUAUGAUUAUGAAAGAAGCAUUGGAACGAUGGUUCUAUGUUAACCCUUUAUUUAUAUGAUAGAUGAAUUAGAGGGAGGGAGGAUGGAUGGAGGAGAAAGGAUGGAUGAAUUUUUCAUUCAUUCUUUUUAAAAUUUAUUUAUCCUCUUGUAUAUUUGAUGAAACAUAAAAAGAUGGAUGAAAAUAAUUUUU